AUGGUCGUAUUUGGCCACCAUGAUCCGCGACGUGUAGAAAUCGGAGUCUGGGUCGAACAAAGUUCGGUCCGAGUCGGCGGAAACUGGUCUGUUUUGCUUGCGUUGUUCGUCGUAGAUUUGAAUAGCUUUAAUGUCCUUGAUUCUUGCAAUCUCCUCGCUGAUCAGCGCAAACGGAAUCCACACCGCACAGCCCCAAGGAAUGCCCAAAAAGCCGAACAGCACGAUUGCCUGGACCGAGGUCGAGAUGAAGAACGUGGAGAGCGUAGACACGAUAAACACCACGUGCGAGUAGAUCCACAGCUGGCGCAUGUUGAUGAACCGGUGGUUUUUCAGUUUUUCCACCAAGGUCGGCAGCACAAGGUCCACGGCGAGCGUCACAACGGCGUGCACCAGCAGCGCGAGAGUCCCGCGGCGAACUCCUUCGUCGAGCAGCUUUUGUCGUUCGUCCGGAGGCAGGUUCAACGGGUUGUUAUACCCGUUUUCGUAAAGAUACAGUUCACCAACGUAGGUGGAGGUGUAGAAAAGCAUGGGGAAGUAGCCGAUCCAGGCGAAAAACUCGGCAUAGCACACGAUCUUGACCUGCUGUGGCAGUCGUCUGAUCGACCGCAGAACCUGCCAGAAGAACGACUUGACUGCGGUGAAAAUGGUGGCAUGUUCCUGGUCCACGCCCAUGUCCUUGAGUCUGCGUUCUGUCUUUUUGCGCUCGAGCCGGAUGGCCACGUCGUAGCGCGGGUUCUUUUCCUUGAUCACAAACACCGAAAUGGAGGUCAAUGCGAGCAUGAUGAUGGCCACGAGCCAACUGAGCACUUUAAACUGAGAAUUCCCGAGCCAGGGGAACAGCGAGCUCAGUUCCAAAGUUCCGAGCCAGAAGCCAACAAUGUUGAACCCGCCGAUCAUACGCGCAGCCCAGGCGUUGGCGAUCUGUUGCUGGACGCUCGGAACCACGUCGACGAUCAAGGCACGGCAUGA
This is a messenger RNA of Ogataea philodendri, 969 nucleotides long. RefSeq lists its product as uncharacterized. NCBI's taxonomy places the organism in Eukaryota, Fungi, Ascomycota, Pichiomycetes, Pichiales, Pichiaceae. The transcript has a single exon. The record is from RefSeq and is a predicted model, not a curated record. Bases 1 to 969 code for a protein of 322 amino acids.